This is a messenger RNA of Bipolaris oryzae ATCC 44560, 1893 nucleotides long. RefSeq lists its product as uncharacterized. The record is from RefSeq and is a predicted model, not a curated record. NCBI's taxonomy places the organism in Eukaryota, Fungi, Ascomycota, Dothideomycetes, Pleosporales, Pleosporaceae. The transcript is spliced from 4 exons. The coding region runs from base 1 to 1893 and encodes 630 amino acids.
AUGGUGGAUACCUACGGUGAUCCUUUGGCGGACAAUCUUUCCGACCUCAGCAGCCCAUCUAGCCCUACGCAGGCUGCCUCAACGAGCGGUAGUGAAGAGCCAUCAUCAAAGGAGAUCAACCGCCGACUGGCCCAAGCUCUGGAAUACUUGGAUGACGAAGGAGGUGAUGACUCUCCCGCGACAUAUAUGGAGCAUGUAGCCAAAAUCGAUGACUAUCUCGUACAGCAAUUGCCUCGGCAAGGGGCCAACUUCGACGAUGCGCUCUAUCAACACUUGCGCGGUACGGUUAGGCAAGAGCUGGAGGCUUAUGAUGCAGCUAGACAAAGCACACAAACCGUGAUGGAGAACAGAGAGUCUUUGCGGGAAAGGGGAUCUGAUGCAACCGUGACGCACGCGUUAUACCGAGAAGAUGAGCAGAUUUAUGAUCCUGUGACUGGGCCCCUGAGAAAAGGCCAGAAAACACAGAAAACGGUGCAAACCAGCCGGACAUUCAAGUACGGAGGACCGUCCAGUGAUGCUGAGGUUUGGCACAGAAAUUUCCCAGCGAUCCUGCCCUUCCCCGAAACACAUCAACUGGCGUACUGGGAAAAUCUCAAAAUUGCCUAUGACCUUCAUGAAUCUGUGAAAAAGCAGAAAGCAGAGGGUGACGUUGUCGAGACCAACGUAUCCUUCGACCAUCCAGCUCUUGACCAAUACAAAAGUCUUGCUUUGUACGAAUCUGGGUCCCGAUUCAAACUCCCGAUGCCAUCAAAGCAGAUUGAAGAAGAGAUAAAGCGGUUGUGCACGGCCGAUCAAAUCGCAAAAGCUGUGGAAGAAUUCAACGCUGGCGAAGAGAAGGAUGAGUUUGGAAAGAAAUAUGCUCCGCGGAUCUUCCUGGAUAAGCUGAGCGUUCAGCAGAAAGAUGGCCCAACGAAUAUUCGACGUGCUGUAAAUGCUUCACCCACCAAGCCACGUCACCGUGUAGUGCAAAGUGCAACGGUUUCGAGCACUAUCGCUGAAGCCACACCAACUAUGGUUCAGACUCCCGCCAAGUUGUCAUCCGGAAAGUCACAAGCGUCUUUGCCGCGGACACGAGAAAACAGAGUGGCUAUUGCAAAUGACCUGGUUCGUAUUGCAAGGGAAGAGGCCCAGUCUGCAGAAAAGAGUGCACGUGCUGCGAGAGAAAAAGCACGCAAAGCAGUACUAGAUGCUCUCAGGAUAGCAGACCAAGCCAACGGAAAACUGACAUCGGACAAUCAUGUGUCAUCCCCUGUUUCUAGAAUGAUCAAUCGAGAACGUGAGAUGUCGCUCGAGAAGAGUCCAAGACGUCAGAGUGGCGUCAGCACUGCGCCAACAAGUGCUGAAACAACUCCAACAACGGAUGCCGUUCCUAUCGAGGAGUCUGACGAUACACCUGGAUCUGAGACACCGGUAGUGGAUGUGUCGCAGUUGGAACACACACCCGCCGAUAUUACCACGCCCAAGCCCAGCAGCGGCAGGACUGUUAGGCGCAAACGUAGUAUUGGUGAUGAAGCCUAUACUCCGGAGAGCAAGCGCAACAAGGUUGGGACGCCUUCAUCGCUGGGGAAGGGUGCCACUGGCAAGCACCAGACUUCGGGAAAGUCGACAAGCUCGUCCCGAACCGCUGCAGCUACCAAGAAAUCUCCGGUUGCCAAGAAGUCUGCAACAAAGCCUAGGACAAAGCCCGGACGCAAGCCUGGAAACACUGCCGCAGUGGUCAAGCAAGAGAACAGUAAAGCUACUGCGGCAGGUAAAGCGGUGCGUCGUAUACGGGCGAAAAAGGUAGAGAGGGCGCAUGUUGAUGUUGAUGAGCCGAUGGAGGAGCUCGACGAGACUAUUGUGGACAUCACAAAGGUGAGAGGCACAAGGGGAGGAGCGAGACAUGCCAAAUGA